UUGGGGGAGAUGAUGGCGGUCCAGGGAAUCUCUGUUGUUUCUGGUGCCCCCCAGCUGGAGGGCGAAUCUGGCUCUUGCAGGUCUGCAGGAAAGAGAUCCCUAGUGUCCUUUCAGGGGAUAACUGUGUUCUUUACUGAGGAGGAAUGGGCUCUGGUGGGUCCAGGGCAAAGAAAACUCUUCUGGGAAGUUAUGGAGGAAAAUCACAAGACCAUCACCUCUCUAGGGAUCUACGUUUCCCGGAAGGCCUUGCAAGGACCAGAGAGGUCAAUCCUGCCUAUUGCCGAUGUCCAGGCACCAGUGUUUCCUCAAGGUGGAGAAGGAAAAAUAUGGAAUGUGGAAUUCCACAGAGCUUCUCUUCUUUCUUGUUUCCCUCCACUGGAAAGAGAAUUUGGCUCUGGCACAUCUGCCAGAAAAAGUUUUGCAGUGUCCUUUGAGGAGGUAGCUGUGUUCUUCACAGAGGAGGAAUGGGCUCUGCUGGAUUCAGGCCAAAGAAAACUCUACUGGGAAGUAAUAAAGGAAAAUUACGAGACCUUGGGGUCUUUGGUUACAGAAGUGAGAGAGAAUGGUGACCUAACUGCACAUCAAAGGGUUCACGCAGGGGAAAAGCCAUAUAAAUGCUUGGAGUGUGGAAAGAGCUUCUCACAGAAUGGUACGCUAACUGAACAUGAAAGGGUUCACACAGGUGAGAAGCCAUAUAAAUGCUUACAGUGUGGAAAGAGCUUCUCGCAGAAUGGCACCCUUAUUAAGCAUCAAAGAGUUCACACAGAAGAGAAGCCAUAUAAAUGUUUGGAGUGUGGAAAAAGCUUCACACAGAAUGGCACCCUAACAAAACAUCAAAGGGUUCACACAGGAGAAAAACCAUAUAAAUGUUUGGAGUGUGGAAAGAGCUUCUCACAGAAUAGCACCCUAACUGAACAUAUAAGAGUUCACACAGGGGAAAAACCAUAUAAAUGCUUGGACUGUGAAAAAUGCUUCACUCUCAGUAGUACUCUUACCGUACAUCAAAAGGUGCACACAGGGGAGAAACCAUAUAAAUGCUUGGAGUGUGGAAAAUGCUUCUCACGGAAUGGUAAUUUAACUGAACAUCAAAGGGUUCAUACAGGGGAGAAACCAUAUAAAUGCCUGGAGUGCGGAAAGUGCUUUUCAAGAAAUGGUGAACUAACUACACAUCAAAGAGUUCACACAGGGGAGAAGCCAUAUAAAUGCUUGGAAUGUGGAAAGAGCUUUUCUUGGAAUGGUGCCCUAACUAGACAUCAAAAGGUUCACACUGGGGAAAAGCCAUAUAAAUGUUUGGAGUGUGGAAGGAGCUUUUCUUGGACUGGUGACCUAUCUAGACAUCAAAAGGUUCACACAAGGGAGAGUCCAUAUAAAUGCUUGGAGUGUGGAAAGAGCUUCUACUGUAAUGACCACCUAACCAAGCAUCAACACAUUCACUCAGGGGAAAAGCGAUAUAAAUGUCUUGAGUGUGGAAAGAGCUUCUCAAGGAAUGGUGAACUAACUACACAUCAAAGGGUUCACACAGGAGAGAAGCCAUAUAAAUGCCUCGUAUGUGGAAAAAGCUUCUCAAGAAAUGGCGACCUAACUCGACAUCAAAAGGUUCACACAGGGGAGAAGCCAUAUAAAUGCUUGGAGUGUGGAAAGCGCUUUUCUUGGAAUGGUGACUUAAUUAGGCAUCAAAAGGCUCACACUGGGGAGAAGCCACAUAAAUGCUUGGAAUGUGGAAAGGGCUUUUUCUGCAAUGGCUACCUAACUAAACAUCAGCGUGUUCACACAGGGGAGAAGCCAUAUAAAUGUUUGGAGUGUGGAAAGAGCUUCACAGAGAAUGGCACCCUAACUAAGCAUCUAAGGGUUCACACAGGACAAAAGCCAUAUAAAAGCAUGGAGUGUGGGAAAAGCUUCUCACAGAUUGGCACCCUUACCGAACAUCUAAGGGUUCACACAGGGGAGAAGGCAUAUAAAUGUGUGGAGUGUGGAAAGAGCUUCUCAAGGAAUCAUGCUCUAACAGAACAUCAGAAGGUUCACACAGGGGAGAAGACAUAUCAGUGCUUUCAGUGUGGAAAGUGUUUCUUGAACCGUAGUAACCUCACUGUACAUCAAAAGGUUCACACAGGGGAGAAGCUAUAUAAGUGCUUGGAGUGUGGAAAGUGCUUCUCUAAUAAUAGUAACCUAUCUGCACAUCAAAGGCUUCACAGAGGGGAGAAGCCAUAUAAAUGCUUGCAGUGUGGAAAGUGCUUCCCUCAGAACAGAUGCCUAACUAAACAUCAGAAGGUUCACACAAGGGAGAAACCAUAUAAAUGCUUGGAGUGUGGAAAGUGCUUCUCUCGGAAUUAUAGCCUAACAAAACAUCAGAGGGUUCACACAGGGGAGAAGCCGUAUAUGUGCUUGGAAUGUGGAAAGAGCUUUUCACAUAAUGGCAACCUAAUGGAACAUCAGAGGGUUCACACAGGGGAGAAGCCAUAUCAGUGCUUGGAGUGUGGAAAGUGCUUUUCUUGCCAUAGUAACCUCACUGCACAUAAAAGGGCUCAUGCAGCGGAGAAGCAAUACAAAUGCUUGCAGUGUGGAAAGAGCUUCUCUCGGAAGAGUACACUAAUUACACAUCAGUUGAGUCACACAGGGGAGAAGCCAUAUAAAUGCUUCGAUUGUGGAAAGUGCUUCUCUCAGAAUUAUAUCCUAACUGCACAUCAAAAGGUUCAUACAGGGGAGAAACCAUAUAAAUGCCUGGAGUGUGGAAAGUGCUUCUCUAUGAAUGCCAACCUAGCUAGACAUCAAAAAUGUCACACAGGGGAGAAGCCAUAUAAAUGCUUGGAAUGUGGAAAGCUCUUCUCUUGCAGUAUGAAUCUCACUGUACAUCAAAAGGUUCACACAGGAGAGAAGCCAUAUAAAUGCUUGGAAUGUGGAAAGUGCUUUUCUGCGAAUGGCACCCUAGCUGCACAUCAAAGGGUUCACACAGGGGAGAAGCCAUAUCAAUGCUUGGAGUGUGGAAAGUCCUUCUCUUACAAUCAUCAUCUCAUUGUACAUCAAAGGGUUCAUACAGGAGAAAAGCCAUAUGAGUGCUUGGAGUGUGGAAAGUGCUUUUCUACGAAUGAACACCUAAGUAGGCAUCGGAAGGUUCACACAGGGGAGAAGCCAUAUAAGUGCUUGGAGUGUGGAAAGUGCUUUUCUGCGAAUGAAUCCCUAAGGGGGCAUCAGAAGGUUCAUACAGGGGAGAAGCCAUAUCAAUGCUUGGAGUGUGGAAAGUUCUUCUCUUACAGUAAUCAUCUCAUUGUACAUCAAAGGAUUCAUACAGGAGAAAAACCAUAUAAGUGCUUGGAGUGUGGAAAGAGCUUCUCUAACAGUAGUGCCCUCGCUUCACAUCUACGGAUUCACACAGGGGAGAAGUCGUAUAAAUGCUUGCAGUGUGGAAAGUGCUUCUCUGAGAAUAGAUAUCUAUCUCAACAUCAGAGGGUUCACACAGGGGAGAAGCCAUAUCAGUGCUUUGAGUGUGGAAAGAGCUUCUCUCGAAAUAACAUCCUAACUGCACAUCAAAAGGUUCACACAGGAGAAGCUAUAUAAACAAGCUUGAGCAAUACCGAAAAAAAAUUGGAUUCAGCUUGAUUUGGCUGUAAAAUUGUUGUUAUAGUCGAAUCAGCUGAAUCCCUGAUUCGGUAUGCCCGAAUUUAGAUGGAUCUAUUGAAAUAUUUGAUUUCAUUUGCAUUUUUUGUAUUUUUUUUCUAGUUUUUGCCUGCAGGGAUACAGUGUUUAAGCUAUUGGCACCAACAUUUCUGGGUAACUUCAGGAGACUCUCCUGGUGGAACCACCCAGAAUUGGCAAAGUCUGGUUCAGGGAGUACAAAGUUAUGGACUCCCAAAGGGGGUGCCCCCAUUCCCCAU
This is a messenger RNA of Sphaerodactylus townsendi, 3869 nucleotides long. Its product is annotated as zinc finger protein 420-like. NCBI's taxonomy places the organism in Eukaryota, Metazoa, Chordata, Lepidosauria, Squamata, Sphaerodactylidae. The record is from RefSeq and is a predicted model, not a curated record. Gene Ontology annotation, molecular function: DNA-binding transcription factor activity, RNA polymerase II-specific; RNA polymerase II cis-regulatory region sequence-specific DNA binding. The transcript has 6 exons. Gene Ontology annotation, biological process: regulation of transcription by RNA polymerase II.